AAUUCCUCUGUUUUCUUUCUCUGUCUCUCUCUUUGAUUUGGCAGGAGGUGUUGAGGAAAGGGCCUAUCCGCGUUCACCCCGAGGCUCUUCUCUCUCUCUCUGUUCAUAUAUCUAUAUAUACACGCAUAGAUACACCCAAUUGUGCCCUAAAUUCAUUUCUUUUCGCCGCCUUGUAUGACCUCAUCGUAAUCCCCCCUCUAUUUGUAUGUUCAUGUUCGAUUCAUUCAAUCAUAGAUCCACGACACAAAGCUUGAAUUUUUGCUUAUAACAGAUCUGGGUCGAAUCAAGUUGGGUUCGCCAAAGAUCGGUUACAGAGUCGAUUUUGAUAAAACAUUAUUUUUGGUCGAUUUUGGAUAAUUGAGAAAUGUCGCUUUUCCCCAAAAGCGUUUCGAUUCAAAUUCGAGAGGUGUGGAAUGACAAUCUGGAAGAAGAGUUCUCUGUGAUUCGCCAAAUUGUCGACGAUUUUCCGUACAUCGCUAUGGAUACCGAGUUUCCAGGCAUUGUCCUUCGUCCCGUUGGCAAUUUCAAGAACAGUCAUGAUUUCCAUUACCAAACACUGAAGGACAACGUAGAUAUGUUGAAAUUAAUUCAGAUAGGGUUAACAUUUUCUGAUGAGCAAGGCAAUUUACCUAGUUGUGGAACCGAUAAACAUUGCAUUUGGCAAUUCAAUUUCCGGGAAUUUAAUCCCAAUGAGGAUGUCUUUGCCAAUGAUUCGAUUGAGCUCUUGCGUCAAAGUGGGAUUGAUUUUAGGAUGAAUAAUGAAAAGGGUAUUGAUGCCAAGCGUUUCGGGGAGCUCUUGAUGUCGUCGGGGAUAGUUUUGAAUGAUUCUGUGUUUUGGGUUACCUUUCAUAGUGGGCAUGAUUUUGGGUAUUUGCUUAAGCUCUUGACUUGCCAGAAUUUGCCUGAUUCGCAAACUGGAUUCUUUACUUUGAUUAAUGUGUAUUUUCCAGUCGUUUAUGAUAUCAAGCAUCUCAUGAAGUUCUGCAAUAGCCUUCAUGGUGGAUUGAACAAGGUGGCAGAGUUGUUGGAAGUUGAGAGGGUUGGUGUUUGUCACCAGGCAGGUUCGGAUAGUUUGCUCACAUCUUGUACUUUCAGGAAGUUGAAAGAGAACUUCUUUAGUGGCUCACUGGAGAAGUAUGCUGGUGUCUUGUAUGGUCUAGGUGUUGAGAAUUGACAGAAUACCCAUUCAGAAAAAUAUGAAAAUGAAUAAAAAUAUGUGAAAGAAAGAAAUGAUAGUUAUUUAUUAGACUCCAUAAGUGUGGAAUCUGUGGAUGAUGGGACCACAUUUCUUUGUAUACUCUUGAAAAUCAAAGUUCUUAAUUGAUGAAUAUUUAGUUAUGAUGGCUUAAUUCUUCUCUCUGUUCUGUGC
Ilex paraguariensis (yerba mate) is the source of this 1369-nucleotide messenger RNA. Lineage: Eukaryota; Viridiplantae; Streptophyta; Magnoliopsida; Aquifoliales; Aquifoliaceae. The record is from the annotation of a GenBank genome assembly.